AUUAUGACCAAAUCAGGAGAUGCCGAUGAUUAACAAAAACAAUCAAGAAAAUACUAAAAGAUCAAUAAAGAAGAAAGAAGAGUUGUAUUAAAGCUGCUUAUCAAUGACAAACUUUCUCUUUAAGAGGUAUCAAAUUUUGCUAAAAUUAUCAAUAUCUCUAACUAAUAUAUAUGAUAUUUUAAACAUUUAUUUAAUAUAGGUAGCUAAUAGACUUAAACUGAAAUACUGUACUGUUCGGACAAUUUAAAAGGCAUACGAGAAAGAUGGUCGUAUAGGGAAAAAGGAAACCAGAAAGAAGAAGCUUAAGGUUGAGAAUAUUCUGAAAAUAUCUAUCGUAAAUCCAUUCACAUAUUUACUAUCAGAGCCUAUUGUAUCAUCAGAAGUUAGCCAAAUUUAUAUAGAUAAGCAACCUACAAAGGAAGACUAAGUAAAUUUAGCUAAAGAAUAGCGCUCACUUCUUCAAUCGUAAUGUUAAAAACUCUAUAUCAUAUUAUCGUAAUAAUUAUAAAGACCAAUGGAAAACUCUAACCAGGUAUAUUAAAUUACUCUACAAAAUUUAUUGUGGGCAUCGCAAUUAGUAAUAAAGUAACUUCUAGAAGUUAAACAAUAAAUCAAUGUAAAACAAGAGCAUGAACCUGGUUCCCCUAAUCAAACAUAAUAUCCGUUUCCAAUCUAACAUAAUCUAUACUAAUCAUAAUAGAGUUUUGUGUUACCAAGAAUCAAUUCUUGAUUACCAAAUGUUAAUGCUAUUGAAUAUAUGAAAAUAAUAAUAAUUUAUUUUAUUAUUUAAUUAGUUGUAACAACUUUUUAAAUUUAUAAA
Molecule: messenger RNA, 820 nt
Organism: Paramecium tetraurelia
Lineage: Eukaryota; Ciliophora; Oligohymenophorea; Peniculida; Parameciidae
Exons: 2
Source: RefSeq, a predicted model, not a curated record